AUGGCCUCUACUAUCCCCGAUGAACCUUCCUCUCAGAAGGCACGUCUGGGCUCACAGCAAUACGACUAUGUGUUUCCACAUUCUCCCCUUGGCCAAUCGCUAUCGUCUGCUACUCACGCUUCCUCCUAUAAAUCAUGCCUGGACCCACAUCGAUACGAUCCUCUAAUUCUACAACUUCAAUGUGACCAAUCACCAUCGUCUACCCCCCAUGAACCACCACAAUGCCCACCUGGUCUAAAGCUUCCCGCAGACAGGAAGCCAGGAGUCCAAGCUGGGCACUUAUGUGCAUCAUCUGUACAACUUACGCAGCAGGGAUCUCCCUCUGAAUUACUACAGGAUGUUACCAAGCGGAACCUCGAUAAUGAUGCAUCACUACGACUUAUGCGAGGCAAUACCGAGCUAAACCUCGGCGAUAUGUUCCCGACUCUUGAACCCAGUGCCUCGAAUUUUCAGUCGUCGCCGACACCUAAGGCAGGUGGUCAUAAGUACAUCGCCACGGCACAGGUCAGCAGUGGAGGAUUCAGUUAUGUCUGGUACACUAUCAAAGACCAAACAGAGGAGGUCGCCAUCAAAGUGAUCGACAAGGCUGGGUUGCUUGCAUAA
Suillus plorans is the source of this 603-nucleotide messenger RNA. RefSeq lists its product as uncharacterized. The transcript has 2 exons. The record is from RefSeq and is a predicted model, not a curated record. NCBI's taxonomy places the organism in Eukaryota, Fungi, Basidiomycota, Agaricomycetes, Boletales, Suillaceae. Bases 1 to 603 code for a protein of 200 amino acids.